This is a messenger RNA of Dissoconium aciculare CBS 342.82, 1515 nucleotides long. RefSeq lists its product as uncharacterized. Bases 1 to 1515 code for a protein of 504 amino acids. The record is from RefSeq and is a predicted model, not a curated record. The transcript has a single exon. Lineage: Eukaryota; Fungi; Ascomycota; Dothideomycetes; Mycosphaerellales; Dissoconiaceae.
AUGGCUGUCUGCCGGGUAGCGGUGCAAGAGGAGCGUCGAUUUCCACUGUUCGACCUGCCACGAGAGCUUCGCGAUUGGGUCUUUGACUAUGUCAUCUCCGAUCCCUGGCUGGUGCCUGCCAACGCGGCGGCAGCGACGAGCGAGAUUGACGUCCAGACGAUUCACUUUGGAAUCGAGCGACCACGACUCACGAACAUGUGUUUGGUGAGCAAGCAGUUCCAGUAUGAAUAUCUCCAACGUGUCGAUAGGCAGACCACCAUUAUCAUGCUUGACCACAAGGACUUUCAAUUCGCCGACUAUCACCCAAACGGGACCCGAUUUCAACGUAUAGCUACAACGGCUCGACACCUCGAGAUCCGCAUGUUUGCAACCUGUGCGAACAUGUGCGGUGACAUGGCCGAUGAGUGUGACAUUCUUCGACUAGAGCAGUUCUUGUCGGAAAGCCUACCGCGCUUCAAUGCUUUGCAAACAGUAGUCGUUCGGAUGGGCAUCUGGUCGAGCGAACAGGCUAUGACCUUGGAGUGGCCAGCAUCGGAGCACAGUAAGAAUCUGCAGGAGUUUCUCGAGAAGGCUAAGAUCACCGCUCUGGCGAAGCUCUCAAGGAUAGAGGUAUACAACAGUGAGCGGGAAUGGCAGGACUUUGAGACGGCGUUCUGCUCCAAGAGGCUCUCUGCAACGUGGACGCUGCGAGGUGGAUGGGAGCCGAUCAUCAGACCAAAGAAGAAGAGGGAAUCAGAGAAGCCAUCACUGGAUCAAGCGGACCAGCAAGCGGCCCAGGUAGACGCUCAAGCGACAGUCACCACUGCCUCCACGGUCUCUCCGAUCGCAGAUACGCACGGGACUGGACAGCAUUUGAUUACAAGCUCACACGUAGACACUCCUUCAGUUCCAACUCCAAAUAUGACUAUGUUUAACGCCUCCGUGGCGACUGCUGAUCGUCUACCAUCCAUGCUCACAGAUUUCUCCAACAUGACACAAAGCUCCUCCGUAACGAACGCCGCCGCAGUCGACGAUGAAAUGACUGUGGCUUCGAUCCUCGCAGAGACUUCCAUGAUGACAAGUGCCACCACUCAGACAAUAUCUACGAAUUCUGCUCCGUCAAGUGUGGUGGAAGCGGUACCUUCGCCCUUUCCAUUUACUCUCUCGAACUCAGAACUGUACACAGAAUACGAGUUCUCUCCAUCAGACUUGGCCUGGGUCGAUCUGAGAAUGAACACAAUAAGCGCGGAAACCGAAGAGGACACGGAAUCCUCAUCAACGCUGUCCAGUCCACCAGCCACACCCAGCUCUUCAGAAGACACCCCUAAUUCACCGAUCACACCCAUGACGGAGCUCUCUUCACCCGACCUGGAGAUGCGAACUUCGAUUUCAAUCGGUGGACCUCUGGCGAAGUCUGCUCCGGAUUUCUCCGGCUGGACAGAAGAUCCGGGAGAUGCCAUCGCACAGCAGCUAGGCCUGACACAGGAUCUAGCGAGUACUUCAAAUAUAUCUGAGAAGGGUCCGAAAGUCUCAUAG